UCAGUUCUCUGGCCGUUCGGCCAUCGUUCGUACUGUGCCUACUUUUCGGCUCACCGUUUCCUUAUCCAUCCACAUGGGUGUCUUUGAUGCAUCCCAGUUGGGUGAGGAUUUCAGUGAGUGUAUCAAGAUUGGCAUUCUUCACAGUCCAUCUGGACGUCUGCUGACUGCUGAAGUGUUCAAUUAUGAGCUGAAUGUGUCCGGCACUGCGUUGCGCCGACGUCAGAUCUGGACUCUUCUAGUAGACCGGAACCGACCUCAUACAGUGUACCUGCAAAGUCACCUGGGACGAUUUCUCUCAACCGACAAAGAUGGAAAAGUUUCUGCGUCAGCAGUUACCCCAGGCGAGGACGAACGGUUCGUUCUGGAAUUUUCUCCACAUUUCAUGGGCGAAUGGGCUUUUAAGUCAGAGACCCAUGGGUUUUACCUGUCCGGAUUGGAAACGCAAACUAAUUGUUUCACAAAGCUACCAGUUUGGUGGGCUGAGCGCCUUGCUGUUCAUCCUCAAAUCUACCUCCGCCAUCAAUUCCGAUCCCGUUAUCUUCGUCUCCUCCCAAACGGAAGCGAACUGCGCGCGGACCAGUCGCAUCCAUGGGGCUCGGAAACCUUGUUGUGGCUCGAACAGCUUCCAAUGGGCACGGGCUCAGGUUCAGGAGUCCGCGGAUCCUCUACCGCUGUAGGUCGUGAUGCUGUUAGCAAACUUGGUCGCGUUGCUCUACGAUGUGAAAAUGGCCGAUACUUUACUCGAGACGGCAGUUUCAUAGAUCAUAUGGAUGAUUCGGCGCUAUUUGCUUUUGAACUCCGUCCAGGUAAUCCAAGAGCCUACGCAUUCCAGGACAUUGUGGGUUCUUAUCUUACGGCGGUUGGUCCUGGUACUGCCAAGUUCAAAUCCACUGCAGCCGGGUCCGGAAAAGAAGAGCUUUUCCUGAUUGAACGUGCUGCGUUUCAAGUCGGAAUCUUGGCUAGCAACAACAAGUUUGCUUCCGUGAAACAAGGUGUCGAGAUUUCUGCUAAUCAGCGUGAGUUCGACGAAACUUCUACAUUUCAGUUAGAGUACAUUGGCGGCAAGGGAUUCAGCUGUUCCGAAGCGAUCGCUGUGUGUUCUCCUCUCCCUCAAACUCCUGGUGGCGACUUGGAGCCUUCUACAAAAAUACCUUCGGCUACAAAUGGAUUGUGUUUUUCCGUGGAUUGUCUUGUUAUAGACAACUCGAUGUAA
Dicrocoelium dendriticum is the source of this 1213-nucleotide messenger RNA. Lineage: Eukaryota; Metazoa; Platyhelminthes; Trematoda; Plagiorchiida; Dicrocoeliidae. The record is from the annotation of a GenBank genome assembly.